Molecule: messenger RNA, 576 nt
Organism: Colletotrichum orchidophilum
Lineage: Eukaryota; Fungi; Ascomycota; Sordariomycetes; Glomerellales; Glomerellaceae
Product: proteasome A-type and B-type
Exons: 2
Coding region: 1-576 (191 amino acids)
Biological process (GO): proteasome-mediated ubiquitin-dependent protein catabolic process
Cellular component (GO): proteasome core complex; proteasome core complex, beta-subunit complex
Source: RefSeq, a predicted model, not a curated record
AUGGUCGGCAAGGACUGCGUCGCAAUAGCCUGCGAUCUCCGCCUCGGCCUCCAGGCCCUGACCGUCUCAAACAACUUCCCCAAAAUCUUCCAGUACGGCGAUGUCUUCCUCGGCCUCACCGGUCUCGCCACCGACGUCACGACCGUCGGAGACCUCUUCCGCUACAAGGUCAACAUGUACCGCCUGCGUGAGGAGCGUAACAUCGCCCCUACCACCUUCGCCAACCUCGUCAGCAGCUCCCUCUACGAGCGCCGCUUCGGCCCGUACUUUGUCUCCCCCGUCGUCGCGGGCCUCGACCCCAAGACGGGCAAGCCCUUCAUCUGCGGCUUCGACAGCAUUGGCUGCAUCGACUUCGCCAAGGACUUCAUCGUCUCAGGUACGGCGUCAGAGCAGCUCUUCGGCAUGUGCGAGAGCUUAUGGGAACCUGAUCUGGGUCCCGAGGAGCUUUUCGAAACCAUCUCCCAGUCGCUCCUAAACGCUGUUGAUCGAGACGCACUAUCCGGAUGGGGUGCGCACGUGUACAUUAUUGAGAAGGACAAGGUCACCAAGAGACUGCUCAAGGGCAGACAAGACUAA